Molecule: messenger RNA, 2604 nt
Organism: Planococcus citri (citrus mealybug)
Lineage: Eukaryota; Metazoa; Arthropoda; Insecta; Hemiptera; Pseudococcidae
Product: glucose dehydrogenase [FAD, quinone]-like
Exons: 6
Coding region: 264-2114 (616 amino acids)
Molecular function (GO): flavin adenine dinucleotide binding; oxidoreductase activity, acting on CH-OH group of donors
Source: RefSeq, a predicted model, not a curated record
UUCGCGUGCUUAUCGAAGUACAUAUAAAUGUGAGCUACCUGUACUCAUUACUCAAGUUGUCGAGGAAGGAGACGGUGGAAAACAAUUAUACUUUUUUCUUCAAAAUAACGGAUACGCAAUCAUGUUCUUUGAAAAUGUUAUCCUGAUUUUUAUUUUUUUUUCAAACGAGAAAACGAAUGAUUUUCAUUUUUUAUAAAUAUUAUGUGGUUUUGUGCCCGGUGAUUAUUUUUAUGAUUGGUUGAUUAGACAGAUUCAUACCUGCAAUGAAGGGAACCGUGUUGAUAAUCCUGUUAUCAAUUUGCCACAUCCCAAUAUCCUAUCAACUUACAUUUCCUCCUUUAAUUCAAGGAGCACUCGACGUACUAUUUGAAGGAGUCGAGCAAGUAAGCGAUGAACCUAUCGAUCAACCGAAGAUAUUAAACGAGUACGAUUUCAUUGUCGUAGGAGCUGGAAGUGCAGGCAACGUGGUUGCCAAUCGAUUAACCGAGGUUCCGGAAUGGAAAGUUUUAUUGAUAGAGGCAGGUCAGGAGGAAAAUUUCAUAAUGGAUGUUCCUCUAAUAGCGAAUAUGUUGCAAUUCUCCGAUGUCAAUUGGAAUUACAAAACGGUACCUUCGGAUAAGUACUGUUUAGCGAUGGAAAACCGCCAGUGUAAUUUUCCCAGAGGUAAAGUAAUGGGUGGAAGUAGUGUUUUGAAUUAUAUGAUAUUUACACGAGGGCACCGGAAAGAUUUUGACAAUUGGGCUAAUCUUGGAAAUACAGGUUGGGACUAUCAAAGUGUGUUAAAGUAUUUUAAAAAAUUGGAAGACGUUCAGAUACCGAGAUAUGCGUCAGAUACAGUUUAUCGGAGUACAGGAGGAUAUCAAACGGUCUCCGAACCACCUUUUCGUUCCAAGGCUGCAGAGGCUUUUUUAAACGCAGGGAUUGAACUAGGGUAUCCAACGCCUGAUAACAAUGGACGGUAUACAGUCGGUUUUUCUUAUCAUCAGACAACAAUGCGAAACGGAACCAGAUGCAGCACCUCCAGAUCCUACUUACACCCAAUUCGUAAUCGACCCAACUUACACGUGAUAAAACACAGCAUGGUUACCAAAAUAUUAAUCAACCCGGCGACAAAAACCGCUUACGGAGUGGAAUUUUACAGAAACAAUAAUAAACAUCAAGUCACAGUGAAAAAAGAAGUAAUUGUAUCAGCAGGUGCAAUAAACUCUCCCCAAUUACUCAUGCUGUCUGGUAUCGGCCCUCGAAAACAUCUCGAAGAAAAAGGCAUCGAGGUUCAUCAAGACUUACCAGUAGGAGAGAAUCUCAUGGAUCACGUAGCCUUAGGCGCAUUAUCUUUCACAAUGAACGAAUCAGUCGCCCUCAGAGUUAGACAACUAUUUAUGGAUUCGAAUCAUUUCGACGAGUUUUUGAACUAUCAUCGAGGCCCUCUUGCUAUACCCGGAGGUACCGAGGGCUUAGCAUUGUUCGAUCUGCAAGAUCUAAAGAACCCGGACGGUCAUCCCGAUUUGGAAUUAUUGUUCGUUGGGGCCCCCGAACCAAGUUUGAAAAAAAACUUCGGUUUAACUGAUGCCGUGUAUGAUCAAGUAUUUAAGAGUAUAGAAGAUAAGAACGGUAUUAUGCUUUUUCCCAUGAUAAUGCGUCCUUAUAGUAAAGGUCGUAUAUUACUUAGUGACAAUGAUCCGUUCCAUCAUCCUCUUAUCUAUCCGAAUUACUUCGCUGAUGAACGAGAUCUCGAUGUUUUAGUCAAGGGUAUACGGAUUUCUCAACAAAUCAUCGAAACCAACGCCAUGAAACGUUAUGGCACAGCUAUGCUGAAAACACCAUUGCCUGGUUGCGUUAAUUACAAGUUCGAUUCGGAUGAUUAUUGGAAAUGUUACGCUAGAAAUUUACCUUUCACUAUAUAUCAUUAUUCUGGUACAUGUAAAAUGGCUCCGGUCACAGAUCCCACUUGUGUGGUGGAUCCUAGACUCAGGGUUAAGGGGAUUAAGAAUCUCAGAGUGGUUGAUGGGUCUAUAAUGCCAGAGAUUACCUGCGCUCAUGUAAACGCACCCAUUAUUAUGAUCGGCGAAAAAGCUUCGGAUCUUAUAAAAGAAGACUGGAAUAUGAAAACAUAAUGCUGUGGUUAAAGCUUCCUAAACUCACAAAGUUCUUUUUUUUUUUUUUAGAAUCAUCCACUUUGAGUAAAUAUGAUUUUUCCUGACGAAAUGAUCUUGGAUGAUUCUUGUACCAUUUUUUGUAAAAUUUUUAGUUUCAUUUUCAAAAGUCUUUCUCUUAUAUCAGGAGAGUGUGUGGAGAAUUUUCAAAACGUGUGACUAAACAAAAUUCAAUCCAUAUUAAUCUAAUGAGGAUAGAAUCGUUUGUUACGUUGUACAUAUGACUUUUUUUCCAGCUAGGUAGGUACUUAAUUCUAUUGCAAAAAAUUGUCAUUAUGAAAUAAGUUGAAUAUUGAAAAACACUAGUCAAGAAUUUUUGAACGAGUUUUUCAGAAUUACUGAAAAAAAUAUCGAAUAAGUAGGUACCUUAUUAUGUUUUAUAAACUGUUGAAUUUUUUCGUUAAAUAUUCAAAAAAUUCUCAGAAUAAAACAGUUCAUUUUCAUUAUUGUA